GCAGAAGGCGGAAGCGCGGCCGCGCGGGCCGAGCAGGGACAUGGCCGCCGCCGCCGCCGCCCCGGGCCCGCCGCGCCGCGCACCAAGACCAAGCGGAAGCGCUUCGUGCCCCAGCGCCUCAAGGUGCCGCGGGCGGCGGACCCGCUGCUGGGCGUGUUGGGCUGGGGCGUCCAGCACCAGAUCAAUGAGCUAAGCCAGGUUCCCCUGCCGGUGAUGCUGCUACCCGACGACUUUAAAGCCAACUCUAAAAUCAAAGUGAACAAUCAUCUCUUCAACCGGGAGAACCUGCCCAGUCACUUCAAGUUCAAGGAGUACUGCCCACAGGUCUUCCGCAACCUCCGCGAGCGCUUCGGGAUUGAUGACCAGGACUACCAGGUCUCCCUGACACGCAGCCCGCCCCACUACGAAGGUGAGGGGAGCGACCGGCGUUUCCUCACCUCCUACGACCGGACGCUGGUGAUCAAGGAGAUCUCCAGCGAAGACGUGGCUGACGUGCACAGCCUCCUUUCGCACUACCACCAGUACGUGGUGAAGUGCCACGGGAUCACCCUGCUGCCCCAGUUCCUGGGGAUGUACCGGCUCAGCGUGGACAGCGAGGAGACCUACGUGCUGAUCAUGAGGAAUGUGUUCAGCCACCGGCUUGCCGUGCACAGGAAGUACGACCUGAAGGGCUCCCUGGUGUCCCGAGAAGCCAGCGACAAGGAGAAGGUCAAGGAGCUGCCCACGCUGAAGGACAUGGACUUCCUGCACAUGAGCCAGAAGGUGUAUGUGGAUGAGGGGCAGAAGGGUGACUUCAUGGAGAAGCUGAAGAGGGAUGUGGAGUUCCUGGUCCAGCUGAAGAUCAUGGAUUACAGCCUGCUGCUGGGCAUCCAUGAUGUCCUCCGGGCCGAGCAGGAGGAGGACGAGGAUCUGAAGGAGGAGGAAGAGGAGGGGGAAGACGUCAUGGCUGUGGGCUCCUACGGGACGUCCCCCGAGGGGAUCGGCGGCUACCUGAACUCCUACAAGCCACUGGGCCCCGGGGAGUUCGACCCCUACGUUGACGUGUACGCCAUCAAGAGCGCGGAAGGCGGGCCCCAGCCGGAGGUGUACUUCAUGGGCCUCAUUGACAUCCUCACGCAGUACGACGCCAAGAAGAAGGCCGCACAUGCCGCCAAGACCGUCAAGCAUGGGGCUGGCGCGGAGAUCUCGACCGUCCACCCCGAGCAGUACGCCAAGCGCUUCCUGGACUUUGUCACCAACAUCUUCGCUUAGUCGUUACCUGCCUGGAGAGGCCCCCCUCUUUCCCCCCGCCCCCAUCUCGUCUUGUCGGAGCUGAAGAUCAAAGGCGUCCCCUGCGCCCCAUCCCUUGGUCUUAGUGCCCCCCUCUGUUUGCUGGCCGAAGGGCUCAGCUGAGCUCAAGAGAAGCCUGGGGGCCGGGUGGGCUCGGUUGCAAACCAAGUGCCUUAUCUUUAUCUGCCCUCACUCGCCCAGCCGGAGGGGUCUCGGGCGGGAGAGAGGGGAAUGGAUCCUCUGACUGGGGUGCGGGGGGGGGGGCUGCUGGCUGAGGGGCCCUGUCUAGGGCUGGGGUCUGCAACCAGCCCUGUCUAAAGGGCGGGGGGGGCAGCCCAGGUCUGGCAAUAUGCAAUAAGAGAUUCCACCCUUUGGUGCCUUAGAGGGGGCAGACCAGUUCCUCCCUAGCAACAGUGACUCCCCCUCCCCCCCCUUCCCUGAGCCUGGGGUGGCAGCGGAUCCCCUCUCCUGCCCACCCCCCAUGUGCACUCUGUACUGGUUCCCCCCCCCCAACCCCCAGAAGGGAGAAGGUUCUCUUGGCCUGUCCCACUGUGUAAUUUAUUCCUAGGUGAAAUCUCCCAGCUGGGGUCACGGGGGGCGUUGUUAACACUAGUUUGCAUUGGGGUCCCAGCCCCUCGCUCUGCAGCCAUCUCUCCCCACACACUACGUCCCCCUGGGGUCAUGGCUGCUGCUGGCUCCCUUGGCGCCUGCCCCCAGCCUCACCCGCACGAGGCCACAAGCCGCGUUAGGUGCCGAAGCUGGGGUUCGAGCCAGGGCCGGGCUUUGGGCCACCAGCGCUCAUGUCUCUGAGCCGCUGGGGCCAGGACCUGCUCCUCAGCCCUGCGUGCCGGAGUAGAGCGACUGGACACAGAGCUGGCUGCCCCCGGCUGUGAGCACUCUGAGCCCAUAUGCAGGGCUCCUGGGGCUGGCGGGCCCUCCGAGGAGUUCCACCCUUCCUCCAGCAGGAGGCGCUUGCCCCUGCCUCGGGCUGGGGCCUGACCAGCAUUCAUGCGGCAGGGCAAGGCUCAUGCUGGAUUUCAGCUUUGCCUGCCCAGGGUCCCAGCGGCCCCAUGGAGGGGGCAUGGCGUCGCUGCUGCUGGGAUUCCUCUCCUGGCACCUGCUGCCCAUGGGUUGGGCUUUCCCCUAAACGUGGGGCUGCUUCUGCCCUUGGCCUGAGCCCUCCUCAGCCCUGGCUUGGCUCGGGCCGUGAGCUGACAGCUAGCCCGGGGAGGUGGGGGCUGGGGGGAGGCCCAGGCCGGGGCAGGGCUUGGGUGGGCAGUAGCAGAGCCGGCCUCUCCCCGGGCCUGGUCUGCAAUCCAUUCUCCCCACUGCUGCCUUGGGGGGGCCCACAGUAGAACAGGUCAAAGAGGUGCUCUGAACUCACGCCGGCCAGGCCGGACGAAGUGACUACUCCCCUACCCAAAGCGGGCAGGGGGGUCCGCAGGGGCUCCCAAGCGGGAGAGGCGGUUCCUUGCCCUCUAGCCAUCCUGCUGCGGGCAGUAACGCUCCGUGCUCUGGCCUGGGCAGGGCCCCGAUCCUGCCCUUGGGCCGCUCAGGGAGAGGGGCCCUGCCGGCUGGGCUGCAGGUGAGUCUGUUGUAUUUUUGUAAACUCUGGUGUAUUUCCCUGCCCUGUGUCUGGAUAGAAAUAAAUUAUUGACUGACA
Caretta caretta (loggerhead turtle) is the source of this 2932-nucleotide messenger RNA. RefSeq names its product phosphatidylinositol-5-phosphate 4-kinase type 2 gamma (gene PIP4K2C). Gene Ontology annotation, molecular function: 1-phosphatidylinositol-4-phosphate 5-kinase activity; 1-phosphatidylinositol-5-phosphate 4-kinase activity. Lineage: Eukaryota; Metazoa; Chordata; Testudines; Cheloniidae. Gene Ontology annotation, cellular component: plasma membrane. Gene Ontology annotation, biological process: phosphatidylinositol phosphate biosynthetic process. The record is from RefSeq and is a predicted model, not a curated record.